AUGCCCUCCUCUGAGAUGAGGCGAACAACCAGAGUGUUCGGUGUGGUGAAAGGCGGAGACACCUCCAGCGUGUUAAGGUCGGGACGGCGAUUGUGGCCGGAUUGUGACGAAAGAGCCAGUAGGAUGACAAUUGGAGAUGAUUGUGGAAAGAAACCGGAGAAGAAGAAUGUGAAUGAUGAGGAUUGUGAUAGGUUUUUCGGGACAGUGUAUAAUAGAAAGAGAAAAAGAAUCGUGGAGGAUGGAGAUUGUGACAUUUCCGUGUUUCAAUUUCGUCGGGAACAAAGGAUCAUGAUUGAUCCAUCUGUGAUUGUGGCUGUUGUGAAGCCUUGUUACGAUGACAUUAGUUUGUUUUCCUUUUUCUUGUUCGCAGUGUUGACAUGCAUUAUGAGGUUCCGUCUCACAUUCAUGGAUCUCUAUGCUUUUGUUCUCUCACAACCCAUUCGUUCUGUUUAUGCUUCAAGAGGGAUUCAAUUCUUACAGGGUUCUGUUACUGCAAGUGUUGGGAUUUGCCAGUUUUUCGGGGUCACACAGUACUUGCCGUUAUUCUGCGUUGAUUUUUCUGCCAUUCCUCUCUGUUUCAAAUCUCUGCACUCUGCAUUGCUCUUGAGAUAUAUGUUCAGGUCAUGUUUUCUCAUAUACAAUCCGAUAAAUGUUCCUAGAGAUGUCGAGGAGGAAAUUGAUCUUUCAACUGACGAGGAUGAAAUUGAUCUUCUAGCUAUCCUGAUGGAACUGCGGAGUCUGUGCAAUUCCUACAAGAAAGAAGCUUCUGAGAGUAAAACUAUCAAUAUUGCCCCUGAAGUUAUCGUCAUUAGUGACGAUGACAAUCUAUCUUCACAUGGAUCUGUCAAGUGUUCCAAAUUUUCCGGUCAAAAUGUACAAAGUGAAAACGUGAACUCUAACAUCGUUCAAACGAGGAGAACUUCACUUAGGAUAAGGGAACCUCAGAAUCAUUCUAUGAAGAACAGAAGGAACAACACAUUACCUUCUUAUCCAAAGAGCAGACGGGAAAAAAGUAGCGCCGAUGUUGCCUUUGAUAAGAAACAUAAAAAUUCGACUGACGGUUGCACCGGUGUUAGCAUUUCAGAGGCGAAUUCUGCCAUGGAGGAUUCAAAAGAAGCAAUUGUUCCAUCUUAUUGUUGUACAAAUAUACUGAUUGUCGAAACCGACAGAUGUUACAGGGUAGAAAGAGCCGUUGUCAUUUCUGAAGAAAUGUCUGACUCAAGAGAGUGGCACCUCGCAGUAAAGAAAGAUGGGUUGACGUGCUGCACUCUCAAGGCUGAAAAGGUAAUGAGACCCUGCUCUACCAAUCGGUACACACAUAAUAAAAUGGUGUCACUGAUCAACGGGUGGAAGCUAGAGUUUGCUAAUCAUCGAAACUGGAUUGCAUUUAAGAAUCUUUAUAAGGACUGUUCUAAACGUGAAAUUCCAAUUCCUGCUGCAAAAUUGAUUCCAGUACCAGGUGUUUGUGAAGUUCCUGACUAUGCAGACCGUUAUACUGCUCUCUUCAACAGACCAGAUUAUUAUAUAUCUGCAAAUGACGAUGAGUUUGAACGAGCAAUAACAAGGAAAACUGGAAAUUAUGACAUGGAUUCAGAAGAUGAAGAAUGGCUGAACAAGUUCAAUAUUGAGUUUCAAGAACAUGUUUCAGAGGAUAAUUUUGAGUCAAUUGUUGAUGCUUUAGAGAAGACUUAUCAUUAUAAUUCAGAUGAUUGUUAUGAUGAAAAAAUUGCGACUUAUUGGUGUCAGAACUCUGUUAGCAAGAAGGUUAUUGAAGCUUUACAUAAUUAUUGGAUUAGAAAACGGAAACAAAAACAUUCAGGGCUGCAUAGGAUUUUCACGAGUUAUCAAUCAAAGAUAUCUCCAUUUGUUCCCAAGCCGUUGCGGCGAAAGAAGAGAUCGUUUAAGAGACGUGCUAGUAACAGCCAACUUCAACGUGUUUUGCAAUCCAUUAAAAAGGAUCAAGAUGUUUUGGAUGAACAUAAAAAAGCCUUUGCUAAAGUCGAAGCUGCUAAAGAGGCUGCAAACAAAGCGAUGGAACUUGCAAUAGAGAAACGCACAAAAGCUCAAUCUCUUACACACAAUGCAGACCUAGCAAUGUACAAAGCCACAAUGUUAAUGAGAAUAGCUGAAGCAACUCAGGCUGGAUCAUCUGUAGAUGAAGUGGCAGAAAGUUUUCUUAUUUGA
Vicia faba (fava bean) is the source of this 2184-nucleotide messenger RNA. The record is from the annotation of a GenBank genome assembly. NCBI's taxonomy places the organism in Eukaryota, Viridiplantae, Streptophyta, Magnoliopsida, Fabales, Fabaceae.